Molecule: messenger RNA, 235 nt
Organism: Funneliformis mosseae
Lineage: Eukaryota; Fungi; Glomeromycota; Glomeromycetes; Glomerales; Glomeraceae
Source: the annotation of a GenBank genome assembly
AAAGCGUAAAAGUAGGGAAAACGAAACUUCUGAUCAACAAAAAAAGCAUCGUGCUUAUAAUCGUGAAUAUAAAUGGAAGAAACUUGCUGAAGAAACUGCUGAGCAACGUGAGACAAAACUUAGUAAGCAACGUGAACGAAUGCGUAAAAGAAAGGCAAAAUCUGUUUUAGGAAAUAUUGAUAGGAACACUGUUAUACACGUGAUUAGUGUAAUCAGAACUAUUAUAAUCGAAUAG